Molecule: messenger RNA, 741 nt
Organism: Dermatophagoides pteronyssinus (European house dust mite)
Lineage: Eukaryota; Metazoa; Arthropoda; Arachnida; Sarcoptiformes; Pyroglyphidae
Source: RefSeq, a predicted model, not a curated record
AUGUCACGAACAUCAAUAAUAGCUGCAUGUAUAUUAAGUGGACAGCCACAAUUUCUUAAUAUGAUUCCUAUUAUUGGUUUUACUAAUGUUUUUCUAUUUGUUAAUGGAUUAUAUUCAUAUAUAUCAAUAAUACCAGCUUAUAAUGAUAAAUGUUGUCGAUCUAUAUUACAAUGGUUGGCUAGAUCACAAUUUUCAAUGCGAAAAACAAGAAAUCAAUCGAUUAGAUUUCAUUAUUAUCAAAUACGAAUAUGGCAAAAAUCAUUAAAAUCCAAUCUAUUCAUACAAAUGAUAAUCAAUAAUAAAAUUGCAGCAAUGUGUGCAUGUGUAUUCUAUAGUAGACAAGACAAAAUGAAUUUAAGCAAUACUUUAUUCAUAUUUAUGAUGAUAUGUUCGGUUUUAUCAGCAAAUCUUGUAUAUUAUCAAAUAGCAAAACUUCCCACAUACAAUACAAAUUGUAUACGUAAUUUGUUACGAUGGUUAGCACGUUUACAAUGGUCAACAAAAUUUGAAUGGAAAGGAAAACGAAAAAUAUUCAUUUAUAAAAUUCAACAAAUUCAAUGGCGUCAUUCAUUAAAAUCAAAUCUAUUCAUACAGACAUUAACUAAUAAUAAAUUUGGUUUUACAUGUGGUCAUUUAUUUUUUAUAACAAAAUAUAAAUUUAUUGAAUUAAUUUUGUUAAAUAUACCAUUAAUUUUAAUGCUUUAUAAACAUGUUUAUCGUUCAACAAUUUUAAUUAAUUAA